Daphnia pulex (common water flea) is the source of this 838-nucleotide messenger RNA. Its product is annotated as novel acetylcholine receptor chaperone-like. Gene Ontology annotation, biological process: positive regulation of protein localization to cell surface; chaperone-mediated protein complex assembly. Bases 72 to 587 code for a protein of 171 amino acids. NCBI's taxonomy places the organism in Eukaryota, Metazoa, Arthropoda, Branchiopoda, Diplostraca, Daphniidae. Gene Ontology annotation, cellular component: endoplasmic reticulum. The record is from RefSeq and is a predicted model, not a curated record. The transcript has 3 exons.
AACGCUGUAAUAAGUAAAAAUUUUUUUGACACUUGAGACUCAUAGAUUGUACAAAAGUGAAAAAUUUCUCGAUGGCGUCUAUCGUAUUAAAAAGUUUGUCUAUAUUUCUGGGGUUGUUUUUUAUUUUUGUAGGGAUUAUGAAGAUUACUCCUUACAUUAGCAAAGAACUUCACAAGGACCUGAGACAAGAAUACGUCAAAUAUGCUAAAAUCAUACCACUAGCCCGUUGGUUCAACGUCAAGAUACCUUCAAAAUGGUAUCGUCGCAUUGUAGGUGGCCUUGAAAUUGUUUGUGGCAUUGCUCUUACUUUCAUUCCUCAUCGGCGUACCAAGCAGGUCGCCAAUUGGAUUUUGCUCUCUCUGAUGAUUGGAGCAAUUUCUUUGCACUGGGCUGUUGAUGACAAGCUUGAACGGUCAGCUCCAGCCUUAGUCUUUUUCUUUAUGUUGACUUGCCGCCUGGUGGUGGAGUGGCAGAUUCAGCGCCAGGACAAAGCAGAAGCUGCAAAAGCAGCAGCAGCAGCACUCAAACCGCCUAGUACGGGACCCACACCAUCAAACAUCCCUGCCAAACUGGCAAAGAGUGAAUAGUCUCAAUUUUGAAGCCAUAAAACAAAUAUUCUCUUUGAACUAAGUCAGUUUUUUUUUGUAGCAGUAUUGUGAAUGUCUUGACAGUCUAGUGGUACUUAAUAGCUUAAGUUUUAAUUUAAAUAACUUAUUUUCCGUCUCACGAGUAGUUGAUACAGUAGGAUAUCUUCAAAACGAAUGAUCUCGCACGCUCGAUCCAUAAACCAGUUGUCUUGAUGCACAUUUUUCGUAAUAAAAAUUUUGUUCAUGGAAAA